Magnolia sinica is the source of this 1002-nucleotide messenger RNA. RefSeq lists its product as uncharacterized. The coding region runs from base 131 to 604 and encodes 157 amino acids. The transcript has 2 exons. The record is from RefSeq and is a predicted model, not a curated record. Lineage: Eukaryota; Viridiplantae; Streptophyta; Magnoliopsida; Magnoliales; Magnoliaceae.
CUCCCAGUCACUCACAACACUCAUAGUUCUCUCUCUAUCUCUGUCUCUCUCUCUCUCUCUCUCAAAUUUCUUUAUUUGAAUUCAUUCAUUUCAUUACAACUUUCAUCUUCUUCUCUUCCUUUUGAUUCCAAUGGCCACAGUGGAGGUUCAAUCGGCGACGACUGCAUUGUCAGAGACGAAUCCAACGGAGGAAUUGACAGAGACCCAGAAGACCACAUCAGUGGAGGAGGAGACAGUGGCCCCCACUGAAGAGACGGUGGCCCCCACGGAAGAGACGGUGGCCGAAGAGCCCAAAGAGGUGGCGACGGCGGAUGCCACCGCAGUGGAACCAGCCGCACCAGAGAGUGAAGUCCAAGAGGAGACUGAGACUAAGGAAGUGGUAGAAGAGGCUGCAAAGCCCGCCGAAGCGGAACCAGAAGUGGAAAAGACUGAAGAAGUGGCUGAAGAGGCAGCACCGGAGCCGGCGGCGGAGGAGACCGUAGAAGUUAAGGAAUCUGUCGACGUACCGGAGGCUCCGGCGGAGGUGGUAGCCACCCAAGAGGAGAAGCCAGCUGAGGAGGAAGCUAGCAAGGAAGAAACUCCAGCUGAAAAGAGUGCAGAGUAGAUAAUUGUAUGUUUUUAGUAGUAGAGUAUUGUGUUUGUGUAGGAGAGUGUCUUUAGGAGUCCAAAAACCAUGUGGUAGUUUCUUUUGUAAAAGGAGUGUUUGAGAUGGAGUGGGAGUUGGAAGCUAGGAAGCUAGGAAUAGGAAAUAACCCAAGUGGGGCCGCCACAGACCUGAUGACACGUGGCUGGAUUGUGUUGGUGGUCAGAUGGAGACAUUCUCCUAGUUCUCUCCCAUUGGAGGAUUGUCAAGCCUUGGGAAUUGUGCCACGUGGCAUGGGUUUGUUGUUUUAUAAGGGUAUGAGGAUGUGGGUGUGAUGAUAACGGUGCAUGCAUGUGUGUCUUGUAUAAUAUUUGGCAUGGGCCGUUAAUAAAAUAUUCUAGUAUAAUAUUUUAUCUUUA